Perognathus longimembris pacificus (Pacific pocket mouse) is the source of this 930-nucleotide messenger RNA. Its product is annotated as olfactory receptor 4X1-like. The coding region runs from base 1 to 930 and encodes 309 amino acids. Gene Ontology annotation, biological process: G protein-coupled receptor signaling pathway. The record is from RefSeq and is a predicted model, not a curated record. Gene Ontology annotation, molecular function: olfactory receptor activity; G protein-coupled receptor activity. Gene Ontology annotation, cellular component: membrane. The transcript has a single exon. Lineage: Eukaryota; Metazoa; Chordata; Mammalia; Rodentia; Heteromyidae.
AUGGCUGCCACGAGCAACGUAACUGAAAUCAUUCUCUUGGGAUUUUCCCAGAACCAGAAUGUGCAGAAGGUCCUUUCUGUGCUAUUUCUCUUCUUGUAUACAGCCAUUGUGCUGGGCAAUGGCCUAAUUGUAGUAACUGUCAUAGCCAGCAAAGGACUCACUUGCCCCAUGUAUUUCUUCCUGAGUUACCUGUCCUUUGUAGAGAUGUGCUACUGUUCUGUCACAGCCCCCAAGCUCAUCUUCGAUUCUUUCUUCAAGAAGAGGGUCAUUUCUCUCCAGGGCUGCAUCACACAGAUAUUUUUCCUCCAUUUCUUUGGGGGCACAGAGAUCUUUCUGCUGACGGUGAUGGCCUAUGACCGCUAUGUGGCCAUCUGCAAGCCUUUACACUAUGCUACCAUUAUGAACCGACGGGUGUGUGGCCUGCUGGUGGGGGCAGCCUGGAGUGGGGGCUUGCUGCAUUCCAUGGGACAGACCUUCCUCAUUUUCCAGCUACCCUUCUGUGGGCCCAAUGUCAUCGACCACUACUUCUGUGAUGUCCACCCAGUGCUGAAGCUGGCUUGCUCAAACACCUUCCUCAUUAGCCUGCUCAUCAUCAUCAAUGGUGGCUCCAUCUCCGUGAUCAGCUUUGCAGUGCUGCUGGCUUCCUACGUGGUCAUCCUGCACUCCCUGCGAAGGUGCACGGCUCAAGCAAGGCGCAAGGCCCUCUCCACCUGUGCCUCCCACCUUGCCGUUGUGGGCCUGUUUUUCAUACCCUGCUCCUUUGUGUACAUGAGGCCCUGUGUCACCCUCCCUGCUGACAAGACAGUGGCGGUCUUUUACACGGUGGUCACACCUCUCUUAAACCCGGUCAUUUAUUCCUUCAGGAAUGCUGAAAUGAACAAUGCCAUGCGUAGACUCGUGAGCAGGAAGGUGAUUUGGGAAGAGAAAUAG